AAAUUUUUGUAUUAUGUUUAAGAAGUUAAAAUUUUUUAUAAUAUUGAAAAUAUAAAUUGUAUAUUUAUGUAAUUUUUUGAAAAAUUAACACAUAAUCUAUUCUGAAUAUUGAUUGGGGCACAUAGAAAACGGGGGCUGAGACAUCUGCUUUACUCGUAUGACCAACCUUAUACAAGCUAUUUUGAAAUACUUGGAACUAAAUCUUGAUCUUAUAUGUUUGGUUCCUUCUAAAAAAUGCUGCGAUCAAUGUUAACGGUCUUUCCCUCUAAGAUUAAAACCCGCAACUAUUCGAAUACAAUUAUAAUUGCAAUAACAAAUUCCCCACAACCUGUUCGACGUAAUGCCUCAACAGAAUACAUGUUACUACAGCAGCAGCAUAACCCAACUUCAGCUUACGUUCACCUCCCAUUCUGUCGAAAGCGUUGUCACUACUGUGACUUCCCAAUCGUCGCUCUCGGGUUAUCUUCACCUCACGGAGAUGAAGACGAAGACGACCCCCGAAUUGUUAACUACAUUGACUACCUAUGUAGAGAAAUUAAAGCCACUUCAGUACCUUCAAACUACAACAAGUCACCUAUGGAAACCGUCUUUUUUGGCGGAGGUACACCUUCACUUGUGCCACCAAGAUUAGUAUCUCUAGUCCUGGAGACGUUGGACGCUAAAUUUGGGGUGUGUACGGAUGCUGAAAUUUCGAUAGAAAUGGAUCCUGGUACAUUUGAUGUUGAAAAAUUGAAAGAUUUGAUGAAUUUGGGUGUCAAUAGGGUGUCUUUAGGAGUUCAGGCGUUUCAGGAGGAGUUGCUAAAGAGUUGUGGGAGAGCGCACGGUGUACGGGAAAUUCAUGAGGCUAUUGAUAUUGUUGGAUCAUGUGGUGUUGAGAAUUGGAGUGUGGAUCUUAUAUCUUCGCUUCCGCAUCAGAAAUCACAUAUGUGGGAAGAAAGUUUGAGCCUCACUAUUCAAGCAAAACCGACGCACGUGUCGGUUUAUGAUUUGCAAGUUGAGCAAGAUACAAAGUUUGGAUCUUUGUAUACAGCAGGGGAAUUCCCUCUGCCUUGUGAAAAUCAAUCUGCUGAUUUUUACAGAAUGGCCUCUGAAAUGCUAAGAGAUGCUGGCUAUGAGCACUAUGAGAUAAGUAGCUACUGCAAAAGUGGUUAUCAAUGCAAGCACAAUUACACAUACUGGAUAAACAAACCAUUUUAUGCUUUUGGACUUGGAUCAGCCAGUUAUCUUAAUGGAUUAAGGUUUUCAAGGCCAAGGAAGCUGAAAGAUUACAAGGAUUAUGUGCAAAAUUUGGAGAAUGGACUAGUAAACUGUUUCCAGGACAGUAAAGUAGAUGCCCAAGACAUAGCAAUGGAUGUCGUUAUGCUGUCUUUGAGAACUGCUAGGGGGUUGGAUAUGAAGUCAUUUGGCAAAGCUUUUGGCAGCUCGACUAUUCUUUCCGUUUGUGAGGUCUAUAAGCCUCAUAUUGAGAGUGGACAUGUUGUCUGCUUGGAUGAGCAGAGGAGGGAAAUUGCGGCAGAAGAAUUCAGCUCUUUGUUAUCGGAAGGAAACAAGAUCAAUGAGGUGUUGGCAUAUAUCAGGCUUAGUGACCCUGAUGGUUUCUUAUUAUCUAAUGAGUUAAUAUCCCUCGCGUUCAAUGUGUUAGCUCCAUAAGUUUCAGCCUGGAUGGUUCAGAAGUUAGCAACGCCGGUUAGAGACAGGAGACUGCCAAUACUUGGAUGCCAUCAGUUGAUUGGUGUCUCUAAGAUCUAUCAAGAUAUGGGGUGGGUGGAACCUUCAAUAGAGCAAAGGCAGGUGUGUAUGGGAUUUACUGCUGAAUAUGUACAAAUUGUGUAUGACUCAAUUAAAGUCGUCCAUUAAGCUUGUCCUACUAUUAAUACACAUGAUACUCUCCUUACACCUAUCUGUUGUAAGCCGGGGGUCCAUCGAAAACAAUUUCUCUACAUCAUUUGAGGUAGAGAUAUGGAUUGCGUACACUUUACCCUCCUCAGACCUCACUUUGUGGGAAUUCAGUGGGUAUGUUGGUAGUCGUAUACUCUCCUUACAUAAAAAACAAAUGAUUUUAAGGUUUUCUAUCUAUAUCAUUGACAUUACUUUGAAUUAAUCUCCUAUUUAUUCA
Molecule: messenger RNA, 2116 nt
Organism: Capsicum annuum
Lineage: Eukaryota; Viridiplantae; Streptophyta; Magnoliopsida; Solanales; Solanaceae
Product: heme chaperone HemW
Exons: 2
Coding region: 235-1650 (471 amino acids)
Biological process (GO): porphyrin-containing compound biosynthetic process
Cellular component (GO): cytoplasm
Molecular function (GO): coproporphyrinogen oxidase activity; 4 iron, 4 sulfur cluster binding
Source: RefSeq, a predicted model, not a curated record